This is a messenger RNA of Pelmatolapia mariae (spotted tilapia), 5763 nucleotides long. It is a transcript of the gene mtm1, whose product is annotated as myotubularin 1. Gene Ontology annotation, biological process: negative regulation of autophagosome assembly; mitochondrion distribution; muscle cell cellular homeostasis. Gene Ontology annotation, molecular function: phosphatidylinositol-3,5-bisphosphate 3-phosphatase activity; phosphatidylinositol-3-phosphate phosphatase activity. The transcript is spliced from 16 exons. Gene Ontology annotation, cellular component: cytoplasm; membrane. NCBI's taxonomy places the organism in Eukaryota, Metazoa, Chordata, Actinopteri, Cichliformes, Cichlidae. Bases 112 to 1929 code for a protein of 605 amino acids. The record is from RefSeq and is a predicted model, not a curated record.
GGCCGGCACGUGACCUAGAGUGAGUUCCUGUUGUAGCUUGAGGGAAACAGGCCGACUUUCAGCCACGGGAGAAUCGCAAUUUGCGGCCUGUGGAAACUCCCUCCCUCAGCAAUGGCCUCACCUGUUUCAGUGUACAACAUCUUAGAGUCACACACGCCCCCUACCCCCAAAGAGUCUCUGAAGAUGGAAUUGUUAUCUGACGUGUCCCUGCUGCCUGGAGAGGAAAGGAUUACUGAUAAGGACAUAAUCUACAUCUGUCCGUUCAGUGGAGCCGUGAAAGGCAAAGUGUUGAUCACCAACUUCAGACUUUACUUCAAGAGCUCAGAUGCUGAUGUGACGGUGACGCUGGACGUUCCAUUGGGUGCCAUCAGUCGAGUGGAGAAGAUGGGUGGGGCGUCGAGCAGAGGAGAAAACUCCUAUGGCCUGGAUAUUACUUGCAAGGACAUGAGGAAUUUGAGGUUUGCCCUGAAGCAGGAAGGCCACAGCAGAAGAGAUAUUUUUGAGGUUCUUUUCAGAUAUGCCUUUCCUCUGUCACACGGUCUGCUUCUUUUUGCGUAUUUGAGUCAAGAGAAGUAUGCUGAGAAUGGCUGGACCAUCUACAAACCCGUGGAGGAGUUCAGACGGCAGGGUUUACCUAACAGCAAGUGGCGUAUAUCAUUCAUCAAUAAGAGCUACGAUCUGUGUGACACCUACCCCACUGUGCUGGCUGUACCCUACAAAAGUAAAGAGGAGGACCUCCGAAAAGUGGCUGCCUUCCGGUCAAGAGGACGAAUACCGGUUCUGUCAUGGAUCCACAGAGAGAACCAAGCAGUGAUCGUCCGUUGCAGUCAGCCUCUCGUUGGCAUGUCUGGUAAAAGGAACAAGGACGAUGAACGCUACCUGGAGCUGAUUAGGGAGGCAAAUGAUACCACCAAGCUCACCAUAUAUGAUGCUCGUCCCAAUGUCAACGCAGUUGCCAACAAGGCCACCGGAGGAGGCUACGAGGGUGAUGAGUACCAAAAUGCAGAGCUCAUCUUCUUGGACAUUCAGAAUAUCCACGUCAUGAGGGAAUCCCAGAAGAAACUCAAAGAUAUCGUCUACCCCAACGUGGAGGAAUCCCACUGGUUGUCCAGCCUAGAGUCUACACACUGGUUGGAACAUGUCAAGCUGGUGUUGUCAGGAGCCAUCCAAGUUGCAGACAAAGUCUCCAGUGGGAACUCAGUAGUGGUUCACUGUAGUGACGGCUGGGACCGAACUGCACAGCUCACCUCUCUGGCUAUGCUGAUGCUGGACAGCCACUAUCGCACUCUCAGAGGAUUCCAGGUUUUGAUUGAAAAGGAAUGGAUCAGCUUCGGCCACAAAUUUGCCUCAAGGAUAGGACAUGGUGACAAAAACCAUGCCGAUCAGGACAGAUCACCCAUCUUUGUUCAGUUCGUCGACUGUGUGUGGCAGAUGACUAAACAGUUUCCUACGGCCUUCGAGUUUAACGAGCAUCUCCUGCUGACCAUCCUGGAUCACCUCUACAGCUGUCGCUUCGGGACCUUCCUGUACAACUGCGAGAGCGUACGAGACCAGCAUGAGGUGAGGUCCAAGACUGUGUCUCUGUGGUCUCUGGUCAACAGCAAGGUGGACAUGUAUUUAAACCCCUUCUACACCCCAGAAUCUGGCAGGGUUCUCUACCCUGUUGCCAGCAUGCGCCACCUAGAGCUCUGGGUAGCAUACUACAUCCGCUGGAACCCACGCAUACGACAGCAGCAGCAGAGUCCAGUGGAGCAGCGCUACAAGGAGCUGCUGGCCCUCAGAGACGAAUACUUGAAGAAGCUGGAGCAGCUGCAGCUGUCCGACUCGUCCACUUCCUCUCAUCUGGCUAACAGCCCGACCCCCAACACCACCUCCUCUUCCACCUCCACCCCAUCACAGCAAUAUACACACCUACAGACUCCUCUCUGAGGGCUGGUGACGCACUCGCGCAUACACAGAUAUCAGAAAUACUUGCUAACUUGCACUUACGCCUUCUUCAGUUUGAUUUGUGUCUUGCACAUGCAGGGAAUUAAUUAGUUUUGUGCAGCCCUAACUGUUGAACAACAGAAAAUUGCGAAUAGGUUUUAGAUUUGAUGGCUGUAGUGUUGUCUAACUCUAAUACCACGUGAUGGUGAUUUAUGCAAUAUGUCACAGUACAGCCUUGUCUCAAGACUUUUCUAAACACACUUUUCAGACAGUGAAGCCUUAAACACACUGAGCAGCUUUCAGUCCAAGGGCUUGAACACACACACACACACACACACAGGACACACACCGUUGUGUUCAUUCAGGCAGACGAGCAGAGCUGAAGUUCAGUUUUAUCCUGUCGUGAUUACACAUUAGUUGUAGUUAAGCAUCUGUAACUAUAAACUGACAAGAAAUUUUACCUCAGGUCUUCUUAGGAGAGUUUAAUGAGCUCCAUCCACCCCCAGUUUACAGAGGUCAGCAUGCAGGGCAAAAUAUUCGGUUAAAUGAAUCAAGGUAAAGACAGGUUACAGGUUACAGGUUGCAGGCGUAGCCAAAGACUAAGCUGUCAUGAGUCAAGGUCGGUUGAGCAAAAUCAGGAGACUUCCUGUUUGUUCAAUUCGGCUUUAGCGUCAGAAAUAAACUGAUGGUCAUUUCACAGUGAGAUGUGAGAAAGCUGCUGUCUGUCAGCUGGCUCCUGCCUGCGUCACAGCUGUUUGUGUCCUGUACCAACAAACAACAGAUGUUACAAUUCUCACUUUUUACACUUCCUGCCGCUGAGUUCUCUAUCCUGAAGGCGUACGGUGAUCCGAAGUGCAGCAGACGUAGAGUUCUCAAGUGGAUGACAGUUUAGUUUCCAGCUACAUGUAAAUAUUGCGUCUCGUUUUGGGGAAUUUGGGUUUUUUUAAUAGCUAAGGAGGAAAUCUGGAGCCACGUAUGUUUGCCACUGCUAUAUGCUAAGCUACAUCACUGAAAGCAAAUGUAGUUCUAGCCAAUGACUGUGCUUGGAAUUAAUUAGCAUUCAACACGUAUGAAUGCAACUUUGAUACAGUUCAGGAUAUAUUUCAGGUGCUCGAGAGAGUAAAGGAAAGUCACGUGGUGCUGGCCUCUGAUCCCGGAUCACUUCCUGUAUUUAAACGUUUUCACUAAACACACACAGAGAGUACAGUCCUGGCCCAUCGUGGUCUCAGCGUGCUAACAUGCUGGUCACCAACUCGAGAGCAGGGUGAGUGAACACUGAGUUAAACCUCCUCUGAAAGCACCUGUGCCUUUGGACGCCUGUUUCACCGUUUUCAAAAGUAAUUUUUUGUUUUGGUUUCUUUUCUUUUUUUCCAACAAAGAACAACCCAUUCCAAUUAAAAGAUGUAUGAUUGCAAGUUAAAAGAAAGCCUAAUUAAUAUCUAAUCAUUAAAAAAAGUUACUUUGCUCAUCAUGAUCGUUUUUCGUUGUUUCAGGCGGGUUUAAAAUUCCUACCUGGGAUACUUAUGAAAACUGUCCAAAAAGCAUGUUCAGGUGCUGUCAGGGUCAAACUCGGACGUCACACCAACAGCACGUGUAUGGGAAUAAAAAAGGAAUGUCGGCAAUGGACAAUAGUUUUUCUUAUUCGCACCAACUGAUUAUAACUAUUUGAUAUGAUGUCUUUAUCAGCAGUUAACACAAACUGUGAUAAAUGGUAGUUUGUUACAAUCACAAUGGCUCCUCCACUUUAUUCCAAUCAUCCAACCACGGUGACGCGUCGAUUCUGGAGCGCUGUCAUUCUUGUUGCCAGGAAAACGUAACACGUCAAUCACGGUUGUGUUACUUUGGCAGCUGUGGGGUUUAAAACCAGUCACUUCACUCAGCGCUGGAUGCAGUUCCAGAUCUCAGCCUGGCAGUGUUGCAUUGUGGGAAGGGAAACUGAUGGAAGUCUUUGAGAGUGAUGCAGGAAACAGAAGUAGAUGACGCCUCAGGACGAUACCUUUAGCAACAUAUUCCUGUAAGUUCUUUCCUACAAAACAGUUACAUUUAACAAUCACAUAAAUAUAAAUGUUACUGUUAUCAGGAUUCUCACUACAAUGCUCAUCCAUUAUGUUAAUGAAAUUAUGGAUUCAUGAAAAAACUGACUCUCUGUUUUAAGGAAUUCUUCUUUUCUUACACAUCACAGACCCACAAACCCUGCAUACCCAGGUCAUGUUCUCCCUUUUUGUUUCUUUACACUCUAAAGUAGAUUGUCCGACGUCUUCAAAACUGGAGUUUCAGCCCAUUCUGCACAUUUCUAUUAUGAUCGUAAUUUUUAACGUGCGUCGAUUCAUGUCCAUAUUUCUGCCGUGAAUCACCUUCACCCCUACAGAGAGACUUUAGCUGCGCUGUAUCUUAUUUGAGAUGACUGCUUUUAGAGGCAAACAGGGUCUGUGCUAGUUAACCCUAACCCACUCGACUGACCAAGUUAACUUCCCCUCGUUCUUUACCAGCUCAUGUUGCAGCGUGUAAAUUGUUUUCCUUGUUUGAUUUGAAGGAAUCUUUCAGCCAUGUUUGGUAAACGGUAAAUGGGCUGCUGCUUAUAUAGCGCUGUUUAACUCUACCUGAGCUUUAUACAACAACAUGUUUAUCCCAGUUUACUACAAAACAGGCUGAUCAUCAGUCCAACAAAGACUCACCCAGUUUUAUUCUAAAGUCUGCAAACCUCGCAGACUCUCUUUGUGUUCAGCUAACCCUGCUGCUUUUGUGCUUUGAAUUUAUAGCCAACCUUUAGCUUGUCAGUGCAAAACACUUUCCUGCAUCAGCUUUAUUUAGCCCCUCUGUUUCCCCAGUGUGUCCAAAAUAUGGCAAAAAAAUCAGAGUUACUGAAAGUACCUGGAGCGAAUCAGUGAUAAACCUUUAAAGUGUCCAGCCUGUAAAUGCACGUUGUGUAACAGCUGUAGGACACAGCGAGUUCUCAGAUGAGUUUCCUGUAAUAAGCUUGGAGAACUUGUCUUGUGGUUGUACUGUUUAUGUUAACCAAGGUGUCGUCAGCGAGCUGUCAGCCUCGCUAAAAGUAGCUCUAACAUAAGAAGGGAGAACAUACAGCAACUGUCAGGAUAAAAGAGAAUAAACUACCUGCAUGUGUGGCAAAUUCCAAAGUUGAACCUUUUCUGGAAAAGUGAGGCAGUGCAAGCUGAUUGCUGUGUGCAAAGAGAGGUGCAAUGUGAACCGAGUAUUUGGUCUGACCACAGAGGUUUGACGUUCACACAGCAAAAAGAGACAAAAGUGUGUGUGUUGGGCUCUUGGUUGUAUUUUGGGAAAAACAAAUGAGAAUCUAUUUUUUUUUUUACUUUGUAUAAGCACCAUGAUGUAAUGUAAUUACCUCAAUCAAAACCUAUUUUACUGUCUAAAGUUCUAUUGUUGUAAAAUACAAAUAUUUUAUGUAGUGUAAAACCUUACAGUUUUAUAAAAAGGAAAGUAAUAUUGGUUCAGAAAUUGUUGGUAUAAAUUUUGGAUUUCUGCUCCAUCGGUUCAAAGUGUUUGAUUUUAUCUCUGAGGGCAUUUUUUGCUUUGUACGUGCUAACCCAGGAGGAGGAGAGGCUUCAGCCCGUCAGCUCCGUGUGGAUCUUUGAGGUUUACUCUAAUGUGUGAGAAGUCCUCUGCCAUUGUUCAUUUCAGUUAGACGCUUUCAUUUAUGUAGGGGAUUGUAGUUUGAGGGGCUUGUGUCAUAUUAUAGCCAGCUUUGUAAUGAAUACACACAAAAUGUGUACUAAACAAAAAGGUGAAAUCUGAAAACAUUUCACGUGUUUCUUUUAAUUGGUUUGUUGAAAGGCUCAUUUUCUGUAAAUAAUUCUGAUU